AUGCCUCCGGCUCUCGUGCGGCGCAACUCGCACAGCCUCGUCAAGGCUCCACCGCCGCCGAGCGACAAGCGGCGCGUCGUCUCACAGGCUCCUGCCUCCUCCGCAGCUCGCCGCAUCCGCGACGACGACGAAGGUGCUGCCGCUGACGCCGGAGCAAGCUCCGCGCGCCCUCCCCGCCGCGUGCUGGUCCAGCGGGCGGUGGCGGGAUUUGCGCGCUCGGCGGACGGCAUGCAGAUCACGCGGCUGCACGGCGCCGCCGGCAGCGCGCCUGGCCCGCCGCGGCUGUCGGUCGACUUUAAGCGACGGCGCGAGAGGGACCAGCGCGAGGGCGUGCGGCGCGAGGAGCUGGCGCGCGUGCAGUGCUUCUCCUUCUCCAAGACCGGCUACUGCAGCCGCACCGGGGGAGAGUGCGGCUAUGCGCACGACCCGGGCAAGGUUGGCAUCUGCCAGGCCUUCCUGCACGGCACCUGCACGGCGCCCGAGGGGUGCUGCGCGCUCUCGCAUGAGCCUAGCGCGCACAACAUGCCCACCUGCCGCCUCUACCUCCUCGGCGUGUGCGACGCCGACGCCGCCACCUGCACCUUUCGCCACGUGCGCUACGGCGACACCAUGCCGUGCUGCCCCGCCUUUGGGAAGGGUCGCUGGUGCGACCGCGGCGCCGCGUGCACCGCGCGGCACGAGAUGUGCUGCGACGAGCACGCGGCGACGGGAGUGUGCCCGCUGGGGCAGCGGAGCGGCCGGGUCUAUGCUGGGAAGUCGCUCUUCCUCUUUGGCGCUCGGAGCACGCCACGCAAGCAGGCAAUCAGCAUCGUUGAGUCGCCACUUUUCGACCCGUUCAUCCUGCUGGUGAUCCUCGGCAACUGCGCCUUGAUGGCGUGGAACUCGCCCUUGGAUCCGCCCGGCACGCAGAAGGCUGCCUUGAUCGGCACGUGCGAGCACGUGGCGCUCGCAAUCUUCACCGCAGAGAUGGUUGUCAAGGUGCUAUCGUUCGGCUUCGUGCUGGGCCGGGGUGCGUACCUGCGGGAUCCGUGGAGCUGGCUCGACUUUGUCGUCGUGAUGCUCGGCAUCGUCUCUUUCUUCGUUCCCUGGCUCGGCAACUUUUCAAUCAUCCGCGCCGCGCGGGCGAUGCGGCCGCUGCGGGCUCUCAAGCGGGUUCCGGGCAUGCCCCUGCUGAUCGAGUCGAUCAUCGCGUCGUUCGGGCAGCUGCUCAACGUCGCCAUCCUCUGCGCCCUGUCCUUCAUCGUCUUUGGCAUCUUCGGCGUAGAGCUGCUCAAGGGCAAGCUGCACUGGCGCUGCGCCGCGCCGGGCUUCGACGGCGUGGGCGACAUGGACUUUCCGGCGAGCGACGAGUUUGACAGCGAAGAGGCGUGCAACCCGGACGCGCCGAGCUGUGCCGACGGGUCCCGCUGCGUCUACUUUGAGGAGGACCCGGGCGCCGACACCGUCUCCUUCGACUCGGUGCUCAAGGCGAGCAUCUGGGCCGCCACGUUCAACGACUGGACGGACCCGAUGUACCUCUCGAUGAACGCGUACUCGCCGUGGGUGCUCGUCUACUUCCUGCCCGUGGUGUGCGUCGUCGGCUUCUUCGUCUUCAACCUCUUCCUCGCCGUCGUGUACGACGAGUUCAAGCGCGGCGCCGAGGAGGAGGAGCGCAAGACGGCCGAGCAGUCUGAGGAGGACAGGGAGGCGGCGGAGGCGACCAACCACCCUAGAUCACCGAGCGACGACCGACUCGGCCGAGCCGCUCCUCGUACCGGCCGCGGCCGAUCCCUCGCGGGCGCAGCGGCGGCCGACCUCUCGCUCUGCGGGCGAGUGGCGAGGUCGGAAGCUCUGAACCGCGUCUCGACUGCUCUCGUGGUCCUCAACCUCGUGCUGAUGUGCAUGCCGUAUGCGGACCAGCCGGAGGAGUACGAGAGGGCGAUCGACCAGGCCGAGAAGGUCAUCUCGUUGCUCUUCAUCGUGGAGAUGGCGCUCAAGCUGCUCGGCCUGGGCUGCAGCGGCUACUGGAGCGACAAGUGGAACAAGCUCGAUGGCACCAUCGUGCUCCUCACCUCCGUGGACCUCGUCCUGUCGGCCACGGGGACGAAGGUCGGCGUCAACGUCUCCUUCUUUCGCAUCCUGCGCGUCGCGAGGAUGUUCCGUCUGAUGAGGGCGUGGCCGGCGCUGUACCAGGUCUGUUCGGCGCUCGUCGGCUCGCUCUACCAGAUCUCCAACAUCCUGAUCCUGUUCUUGAUGAUGAACGUCAUCUUUGCGCUGCUCGGCAUGCAGCGGCUCCGCAUGCAGCUCUUCGGUGGCAAGCUGCCGCUCGACGACGGCGAGGUGCCACGGCAGCACUUUGACUACUUCAUGCCGGCGAUGCUCACCACCUUCAUCGCGAUGACGGGCGAGUGGAACGAGACCUUCCAGGCUUGCGCCGAGGGCGGCGGCUUCUGGGCCGCCAUGGGCUACUUCACCGCCCUCCUGCUGGUGGGCUUCCUGGUGCUGGCCAACCUCUUUGUCGCCAUCCUCGCCGAGGCCUUCUCGCUGGACGACGACGAGGAGGGCGGCGGCGGCGAGGCGGAGGAGGCGCGCGGCGGCGACGAGGGCGCGGACGGGGCGCCGGCCGCUGCGGGCGGUAUGGUGACCACCGCAGGUGGGCAGGGCUGCGUGCGCGACUCGUGCCUCGCGGUGGUGACGCAGCCGUGGUUCGAGGGCGUCAUCCUCCUCCUCAUCUGCGUCUCCUGCGUCACGCUCGCGCUGGACACGCCGCUGCUCGACCCGGCGUCCGACUUGGCGUGGUGGCUCAAGAUGACGGGCGCGUUGACGACGUCGUGUUUCGUGCUCGAGUGUGCGAUGAAGGUGCUCGCGUAUGGGCUCUGCGCCUACCUGAGCGACGGGUGGAACGUUCUCGACUUCUCCAUCGUUAUCGUCUGUGUGGCGUCUUCGCCGCUGGUGGUGUCUGCGAUCCCGCAGCUCAGCCACCUCAGCACUCUCAAGACGCUGCGCGCGCUGCGCCCCCUCCGCAUCGCGGGGCGCAACCCGGGGAUGCGCCUCAUCAUCGAGACGAUCCUCAAGGCCCUCCCCGCGAUGACCUCCGCGCUCGCGGUGCUGGCCGCCUUCCAGGUGCUGUUUGGGAUUCUGGGGAUGCAGCUUUUCAUGGGCUCGCUUGGUGCGUGCAACCUCGACGAGGAGGCCGACUACGAGAGCUGCAUGUCGAUGUCACCCGACGAGGACGGCACCGCGCCGGCCUGGGUCAACACGAUGGCGGGCUCCUUCGACGACUUUGGGCAGGCGAUGCUGCUGCUGUACAUCACCUCCACGGGCGAGGCCUUCAAUGACUACAUGUUCGCGCAGAUGGACGUGGUCGGCUUCCGCAAGCCGCUCGAGCGCGACGACUACUCAGCGUACUCGCUCUUCAUGAUUGCGUGGCAGCUGAUUGGCAACUUCAUUGCGAUGAACCUCUUCAUCGGCGCGAUCGUCGACAACUUCACCAAGGUGCGCGGCGUGACGCCAGACUCGCCGCAGCUCAUGACGCCAGCGCAGGCGCAGUGGGUGAAAACGAUGCAGCAGAUUGCCAAGAAGAAGCCGCGGCCGCGGGCGCGUCCGCCGAGCAACCCGCUCCGCGCCGCCGCCUUCCACCUCGUCACGUGGAAGCUCUUUGACCUCCUCAUCAUGGCCAUCAUCCUCGCGAACGUGGGCGUGAUGGCUGUCGACUACUGGGGCAUCGAGAACGACCCGCUCGUCUUUUGGUUCUACAACGACUCGAACGACAUCUUCAUCGCCAUCUACUACAUCGAGUGCGUCCUCAAGAUCGCCGCCCUGGGCGGCGCCUACUUCGCGGACGGCUGGUGCCGCUUCGACUUUUUCCUCGUGUGCAUGUCCCUGCUCGACGGGCUUGCUGUGUACGUGCUGCCCGUGCCGCCGACGGUGAUCCGGAUGCUGCGCAUUCUGCGCCUCCUCCGCAUCUUGCGGCUGCUCAAGAAGGCGGAGGGCGUGCGAGAUCUCGUCAUCACGAUGGCGCUCUGCUUCCCCGCGCUCGUCAACGUCUGCUCACUGCUCUGCCUCCUCACCUUCAUCUAUGCCGUGGUCGGCGUGCAGCUCUUUUGCUUCACGGGGCUGGACGACGCAGAGGGCAUCACCGAGGACCGCAACUUCGCGGGCGUCGGGAACGCCUUCCUCGUGCUCUUCCAGUUCAUCACCGCGGACGCGUGGGGCGACGUGGUCUUCGACCUGAGUGUCACCGAGGAGGACGGUUGCACCGCGGACGGGGCGGCCUUGCCGUACUCGGACGAGAGGGUGUCCAACUGCGGCUCGCCGCUCGCGUCCAUCCUCUUCUUCUGCUCCUUCAUGGUGCUCGCCAACUUUGUGCUGCUCAAUUUGAUCGUGGCCGUCAUCCUGGAGGAGUUCGCGCUCCUCUCGGAGCAGCGGCGCGACCUGGUGUCGGCGCAGGACGUGGAGCACUUCAGCGACGUGUGGUCGAUGCACGACCCGGACGCGGACGGCCUCAUCCCCGCCGCACAGCUCCCCCAGUUCCUAUGCGACCUCGGCCCUCCCCUAGGGCUCGACCCAGACUACUCGACGCGCGGCUCGACCGUCGGCUCCGCCCCGCUCAAGCGCGCCACGCGCAUGUGCGUCCGCGCGGGCCUCAAGCGCCGACCGUCGCAAAACUCGGAGCCACAGCCGUACGCUUUCCGCGACGUCUUCGACAAGCUGGCCCUGCUGAAUGCGAGCGAGAAGCUCGAACAGGACGAGACGCGGCGACUUGGAGUCGACGGGACGGACGUCAAGCGGCAGUCGAGCGCCCGCGCCAUUCAGCUGCAGUGGAUCGAGAACUUGCAGUCUCGAGGGGAACCAGGCUCCGCUCGGUCGUUCCCCGCCAUUCGUCAUGUGGUGGAGGCCACAGCCGCGAGCCGAGUGCAGGCGGCCGCGCGCGGGAGUGGGGGUCGGAGACAGCUCGAGAGCAAGCGCAACAAAGCCAACGACGAGCACGACGCCGCCGUCCACAUCCAGCAGGCGUGGAGGAGCGGGCUGAGCAGGCGGUGGCAUCGUAUUAUCUCAGCGGUCACGCGGAGCAAGUGA
Emiliania huxleyi CCMP1516 is the source of this 5058-nucleotide messenger RNA. RefSeq lists its product as hypothetical. The record is from RefSeq and is a predicted model, not a curated record. Gene Ontology annotation, cellular component: voltage-gated sodium channel complex; plasma membrane. Bases 1 to 5058 code for a protein of 1685 amino acids. Gene Ontology annotation, molecular function: voltage-gated sodium channel activity; protein binding; calcium ion binding. The transcript has 9 exons. Gene Ontology annotation, biological process: monoatomic ion transport; transmembrane transport. NCBI's taxonomy places the organism in Eukaryota, Haptophyta, Isochrysidales, Noelaerhabdaceae.